Molecule: messenger RNA, 1503 nt
Organism: Postia placenta MAD-698-R-SB12
Lineage: Eukaryota; Fungi; Basidiomycota; Agaricomycetes; Polyporales; Adustoporiaceae
Exons: 13
Coding region: 1-1503 (500 amino acids)
Molecular function (GO): heme binding; monooxygenase activity; iron ion binding
Source: RefSeq, a predicted model, not a curated record
AUGUAUAUCUUUUACUCAUUCGCCGCUCCCUUGCUCCUGCUACUUGCUCUGCGAUUAAAGGGCCUGCCGCCGACGCCGGAAGACAUUUUCUCGAACCCGCGCGAGGCCUAUGGGGCUGCCCUACGACAACAUGGUCCGGUGAUUGCUGUAAGGCGUAAGGGAAAUCUCGAAUAUGUGGUGGGGCCUGAGUUUGCCCGGCACGUACUCACCUGUGACCGCGACUUCAGUUUUGAAGAAGGCUCAGCGGCAAUUAUGAACUUGCAACCUAUCAUGGCGCUGACUGGCGGAACGCUGUUCCGUGAUCUAAAGGAUUUCGUCCGGGAAGGUAUCAUAGCAAGAAUGGAUGAAAUUGUCGAUCAACUCUAUCCGAUAUAUGACCGCGACUGCGAGGUGUUCGUCGACCUCGUUGCUAAACCAGAGCACGAGAGCAGCCGUCCUGACCUCUUCAAUCACACGCGCGACACGUUAUCCGAGGCGACACUUCUGCUUCUGCUUGGUCAGGAAUACGUCAGCAAAAGGAACAUGCGCAUCGUUGAAGAUGUGUCGAACGGCAUGGCGCAACUCACCGGCCAGUAUCAGAAUUUCUCUUUCGUAGGCAAGUACCUACCGUGGCUCUGGGUGCUCCUUACCUGGAUCAACGUAAUUAUAAUCAAAAUUCCAUUCGGCUUUGUGCGGCUGCUAGGUCCCCGUCUGUGGGUCGAUGUGAGCAGGUACGAGAAAAUUGCAAGGAAGUCGAAGGCAUCAGAACAGGAGCCCCGGAACGUCCUCUACCUCAUAGUGAAGACGUACAUUAAUUCUGGCGAACAAUAUAUCGGUGUCUUUCGACGAAUGUACAUCGCUAUGCUACUGUUGUGCCUUAUAUUCGCCUCCGUUCACACAACAACCGUCGUCUCUCAAUGGGUCUUAUUCCAACUCGCUACUCGACCAGAAUACCUGAACCCUCUGCGAGAAGAGCUUUUGAAGGUCCGCGAAGAAGCUGCGAACGGAGAGCUACACCUUACUGCCGCCUCCCUACGGGCAGCGCAUCUGCUUGACUCGUUCAUCCGUGAAGUCAUGCGCCUCAAGGGGGACACCAUCUCAACUAUGAGGUAUACAACCGCAGAUGUCCCCCUCGGUGGCUAUGUGAUUCCGAAUGGAUCAUUUGUCACGCCUAUGUCUUCCACUGUGCAUGAGAAUCCCGAGAUAUUUGGGGACGAGCCGACCAAAUUCGAUGGCUUCCGAUGGGUGGAGCUGAAUAAAGAUGCUGCCAUGACAGGCUCCGCGCACAUCGUCUUCGGUCUUGGCCGCUUCGCGUGCCCCGGGAGGGUGCUUGCGGUGAACGCGACUGUGCCUGACGAAGCGACCCUGAAUCCAGAGAUCAAGCUUAUAGUUUUGUCCCUCAUUGGACGCGCUACUCCCAGUCUCUUGGAAGGCCGCUUUGAAGUCACCGACCCGCUCAACACGGUGACCCAACCGCCUAAAGGGACCCUAAUCUUUACGCCGCUAGAUCGUCCAUUGCUGUGA